Molecule: messenger RNA, 612 nt
Organism: Trichomonas vaginalis G3
Lineage: Eukaryota; Parabasalia; Trichomonadida; Trichomonadidae
Product: protein of unknown function, DUF4106 family
Exons: 1
Coding region: 1-612 (203 amino acids)
Source: RefSeq, a predicted model, not a curated record
AUGAGAAGGGAUGAAUAUUUAAGAAAACUCAAAUGGACAGUACCAAAUGAAAUGUUAGUAUUGAAAAACAUGUUCCAUGACAAAAUAAAACCAACUACAGAAAUAAAUGACGCAAGACUGAAACGUUGGGUAAAAGCUUUCCCAUUCACAAAAGAUAUUAUUGGUUACAUGGAAAGAAAACCAGAAUGGCUACAAAAACAUAUAUUUGGAAACGAGCUUAUUCCAUAUGGACAAGCUCUGUUUGAAGAGCUUGAACCGGAAACUCAGGAAAGAGUCAUGCAAACAAUAAGCGAAGACUCAAAUACAAACUAUGACAAAAUCUUUCUAGGAUAUAGGUUACCUGAGAUGGGCGACCAGAGCCCAAAGGCAAAAAGGACAUGGGAAAUUUACAACAUACUAGGUGAACAUGAGGCAAAGAUGCUACAACUUGAAGCAGAGGGCAAGUUACCAAAAGCGACACCAAAGAAGAAGAGAAGAGUAGAACAAAGUGAAAGUAGUGAAGAAGUAACUUCAUCUAGUGAAAGUAGUGGCAAUGAAGGAAAAAGAAGAGUUAAAAACUCAGUCAGGAAGAAAGUAAAGCUUGGUCCGAGUGGGUUCUAUUAUGACAUAUAA